AUGUCGUCGCUUGCUUGCCCCUCUACAGCAGCAGCAGCAACUGCUGUUGCUGCUGACGCUGAUGCACGCUGGACAAGCGCAGGAGGGUGUCGGGGAACAUCAGGGCCUUCAGAUGCCGCUAAAGUGGAAGCAGCAACAGCAGCAUCUUGUGCAGCAGAUGCAGCAGCAGCACCAGCAGCAGAUGCAACAGCAGGAGAUGCGGCAUCAAGCAUAGAAGCAGAUGGAGCGGAAGCAACACCAACAGAUGCUGCAGGGGAAGGGCCCGAAUCCCUGCUUCUGCACUGGGCAGAUCGGUAUCGGCUGCGCAGCAGGUGCCCGCUGAGGCGGCAGCAGCUGCAGAACCACCCUGCUCUGCUGCAGCAGCUGCUGCUGCAGCAGAUGGUUGAUAUAGUGGAUGCGUCUCUUGAUGCGUUGGCCUUUCAAACAGGGCACAUGCAGCAGCUGCUGCAGCGGCAGCAGCAAGAGGCGCAGAAGCACGACCGCACUUGCCCUGUUGCUGCUGCUGCUGCUUCUGCUUCUCAAGCAGCAGCAGCAGCUGCUGCUGCUGCUGCUCUUGAGAGUGAGACAGACACUGCUCCCCUGAAGCAAUUUAUGAGGAAGAAGGCCGGCAGGAAGACGCAGAAACAGCAGCAGCAGCAGCAGGAAGUACUAGACUGGCUUGCUGCAGCGGACGCACAUCCUAUGGACGAUGCCCUGCGAGCUGCUCUGCUGCUGCAGGACGAAAACCCUUAUCAGCGCUGCACUUGUGCUGCUAGUAGCUCCUCAGUAGCACCAGCAGCAGCACCAGCAGGAAAAGCACCAGCAACAGGACAUGCAGGGGCCGGUGCAGCAGCAGCAGCAGCAGUAAUAGCAGCAGACGCAAUAUGCAGCAACCGUUACAGCAGCGACGACGUGCUGCCGCCUGUAAGCGCAUGCAGACCACCGCGGAGUUCGUACACCUCCUUUCCCCCUCCUCCUGCAGCAGCAAUGUCUCAACUGAUGCUGCUGCGCCCUCCUGCUGCUCAUCAGUCCCUGACUGGCUUCUCUUCUUACAGCGAAGUAGCGUUUGCUAGCCCAUUGCCCCUCCGCAGCUGCAGCAGCAGCAGCAGCAGAAGCUCUAAACCUCCGCUGCUGCCGCUCCCUUCCGUUGCAACAGCAGCGCCGCCCCCCCUAACGCAUCUCAAAAUGCCCGCGCUCGAGCCCUGGCUGCAGCAGCUAAAACGUCACCUUGCUACUGCUGCUGCUGCGCCUGCUACUGCUGCUGCUGCAUCCGCUCAAGCAGAAGCAGAUCAAAGGUUCCAGAAUGGAGAAGAGCGUCGUACAGAGCGCUUCGCAGCAGCAACACCAGCAGCAGACUCAGCAGCAGCAGCAGCAGCAGCAGCAAAAGCAUCAGCAGAAGAGGAGCCUGUGGCUUACCACGUUGUCGUCGUUGGGGGAGGGGUUGCGGGGCUUGCAGCAGCGGCGGUGCUGCGGCUGUUUGGCGUUUCGGUGCUGCUGGUGGAGGCGGGGCAGCAGCUGGGUGGGCGCGUGCGGACUGCUGCUAUGCAUACAGCAGCAGCAGCAGCAGGAACCGCAGCAGGAACAGCAGCAGGAACAGCAGCAACAGCGGCAGCAGCAGCAGAACACGAUUUACGGAAACUGAUGCUGCCCUCUGCUAGCCACAGAAAAAGAAAAACAAACCUUCAUUCAUCUCGCUUUUGGUAUUACGUCUCCUCGCCGGAGGACUCUGAAGAGCAGCAAACUGCACCAGCAGCAGCAGCAGCAGCAGCAGCGCCACCUCCAGCAGCACUAGCAGUGGCUGGUAGCACCCUCGAAAGGGAGCUGAGGCGUUCCCUCAGACGCACAACACUUGCAGCAGAGCAGCCGCCAAAGGGUGAGGCUUCCACGUCCUUAUCAGCUGCUGCUGCUGCUGCUGCAAUAAAAGCGGAGGACGUGGCGGCACCAGCAGCAGCAGAAGCACCAGAAGCGCCAACCGCACGCCAGACUUCGCAUUCACCUACGCUGGUAUCAACGGCAGCAACAAGCGCAGCAGCCGAAACAACAACAGCAGCAACGCCCACAACAGUUGCAGCAUCAGUAUCAGCUACAGCAACAAAAACAGCAGCAGCAGCAGCACGCAGGUCUGCAGGGCCGCUGCAGCUGUGUAUAGACCUAGGGGCAAACUGGCUCAUGCGAGAUCGAAGCAAUCCGCAAUUCGUUUGGCGUUGGGCGGCGCGGCUGGGUGUCCCUUCAGUUGGCUUCUGGGGAAAUUGGGGGCACGGCAGCAGCAGUAGCAGCAACAGCAGCAGACGCAGACGCAGCAGACGCAGCAGCAGCUGCAGCCAGAGACGCACACGGAGCAGCGACACUCCCAACGGAAUGAGCUCAAGCAACACCGUAGCACCGCAAAUAUCAUCCGACGGCGCAACAGCAACAGCAACAGCAGCAAGAGCAGUAGCAACAGCUACGGAUGCAGGCAACAGCAGCGACGACGGUGCAAGUGGGGUAGAAGGAGGUGGUGGGGGCUGGGAGCCGCUGGUUCAUGCAGCACAGUGGAAAGACAGCAGCGGCAGCACAAUACCCCCCGCCCGAAUUGCCUUCCUUAAAGACCUGCAGGACGCCGUUCUUGUUGCUGCUACGAUGACAAAAGCUGCGAGAGAAAGGGCCCUAAAGAGGGCCCCUCACGCCCAAUACAGGCUCAAACAGCAGCAGCAACAACAACAACUGCAGCAGCCGCAGAGAGGGAAACGGAAGAUGGACGACUGUACGAGCAAGGCGUUGCAUGCCGGUCCUGCUGGUGCUGCUGCUGCUACUUCUGGUGCUGCCGCUGCGCUCGUCAGGCAUGAUGAUGCGUCGGAGACCUCAGCAACUCCUUCUACUGCUGCCACUGCAGCAGCACCUUCCACAGCAGCAUUAGCAGCAGCAGCAGCAGGCGCAGCUGCAGCAACAGGUGCUGCAGCAUCUGCUUCUGCCAAACCACAGAGCCUAUUGUCUGCACUUCGCGGUGCGAUGCGUUUUGUUGUCGAUGAACAACAGUCGCUGGGGCUGCCUGACUUGCAAGAACUCUCGCAUGCAUCUGCCUCCAGCAGCAGCAACAGCAGCAGCAAAAGGAACAGCAUGAACAUUAGCCAGCGUCGAGGCAGGAGCAGCUCGCCUACCGAUGAAGCAGCCGAGAGCAGCAGCACCGCCAUCAGCAGCAGCAGCAGCAAGCUGACAGAAACAGACAUUCGAAUCGUAUGGAAAAUGCUGCAGCGGUCUUUAGGCUACGUAUGUAGUUUACACCGACUUGCUGCUGAGCCCCCAGUCUCUUUGUCUGCCGAUGAGGAAGAGCCCCCUCCUGCUGCUCCUGCUGCUGCUGUUGCUGCCAAUGGCGGAGGCCAGGUAGCUGCUUCAAGAGUUUCUGCUGCGGCUGCAGCGCCUAAUGCGAAGCGGCAUCGAGCAGCAGAAGCAAACGGGGACAAGCCCCUGAGGGUCGCACGAAGACGUACUGCUGCUAGUGCUGCUGCUGGUGCUGCUGCUGCUGUACGCGGAGGAGAAAGUACAGCAUGCAGCUGCAAGCAAGGAAGCUGCAGUAAGGGCAGCAGAGGGGUUAGGCGAGCUGCUGCCGGGCUUGGAGCAGCAGCAGCAUCACCAUCAACAGCAGCAGCAGUAGCAAGAGGCGCUUCAACAUAUCCACUUCUUGCGACAAUGACGCAGCAGGACGCAGGCAGGCGUAGAAGUCUCCUGCAGCGUGGGCAGGAGCCGGUUGAUUCGCAGAAGAAGAAGCAGAAGCAGCAGCCUGAGCAGCUGCAGAAAGAGCCGCACGACCAACAACGCCAGCAGCAACAGCAGCGGCAGCAACGGCAGGAGCAGCAACAGCAGCAACAGGAGCAGCAGCAGCAGCGUCGUUCCCGUCGAGGUCAGCCUGUUUUCUCGUUUCUUCGUGCGAAGGAAUACCAAAUUUUAGGGCGCAUUGAAGCCAUGCGAGCUGCUAAAAGCCGCGUGGGGCCAACCCGCACUCCGACUCAGUGGGAUCGACGGGUAGAAAGCUUUGACCGACUCUUCGUUCAGGGCUAUGCGUGGCUGCCGCGGCUGCUGGUUCGGGGCUUUGAUCUCGCGAGCUGCUGCUUGAUGGGUUGGCGCGUAAGGGCCGUAGAAUUGCUGCCUUCGUCAGAUCAGCAGCAGCAGCACCAGCAACAGAACCAGGGACAGUUGGAGUUGGAUGCAGCUGACUGUAUCAAGGCAACCAACAGCCACCUCGCUGGGAGUCGACCCCGAUCUCGUUCCCGAUCCCCGUCGUGGGAUUCGUCGCGGUCGCGGUCUCCUUCGCAGGAGUCUGCUUCUGAGCAACAACUUCACUGGCAGCAGCAGCAGGAGCAGCAGCAAGAUGCUGCUAUUAGGGAAGCUGUUACGAGCCUUGUUGAGGCUCUCCAGCAGCGAACUGGAGCCUUAGAUGGCAACAGUGCGUCUACUGUCGAACCUCCUGCAGCCGCACCAGCAACUGCUGCCGCUGCUGCUGCUGCUGCUGCCGCUGCUCCAGGAGGCGGAGCCGCAGGAAGUUCGCUGUCCUUGCAGUGGAUCUCUCCCGAAUACCACUUCAUUCGGCUGAAGCUCCACAGACACCGCGAGGACCCUGAGCUGCAGGCGCUGCAGCAGCAGCAGCAGCAGCAGAAGCUCCAGCAGCAAGAACCGCACCAAAUGCAGCCUCAUGAAUCCCACCACGCGCAGCAGCAGCAAGAUCACUUGCCCCAGGAAGACGACUUGCAGCAGCAGCAACAGCACCAGCAGCCGCAGCAGCAACAACAGCAGCCGGAUUCUCGUGUUGCUGAGGAGCGCUGUGUGUAUGCGAUGCGAGCCAUUGUAGCAGUCCCCAUAGGAGUUCUACAAGACGGCUCUCUGUCGUUCUGUCCUCCUCUCCCUUUAGAAAGGCAAACCGCUAUUCGCCGUUGGGGCGCAGGCAGCCAUAACAAAGUCAUACUGAUAUUCAAGGAGGCUUUCUGGCUGCGAGAGGGGCCAGCGUACUUCUUGAGCCCGGCGAGCAGUCUGCGUUUUCAGUUUAUGAGUUUACAUCAAUUGGGGGCCCCCGGGUGUUUGGUGGCUCACGGCUUCAACUCUACUGGCUGGCUUAAGGUUCGCAGAGACAGAAACAAACGCAUCAAAGCCCUGCUGCAGCAGCAGGUGCAGCAACGGAUGCAGCAGGAGCAGCAGCUGCUGCAGCAACAGCAAAAACAGCAACACGAGAAGAACAACCAAGGAGAGGCAACACGCAACGACACGCCACGGAGUUGCAGUCGGAUAGACAAAUCGUCCCCGCAGCCCGAGCAGCAGGGGCAGCAACACGGCAUCAAGAGCAGCAGCAACAGCAGCAACAGCAGCAGCAGCAGCGAGGGCGCGUGCUUGCGUAUUCAGGAGGAAGGUCCUGUGCAGGCCUGGGAAGUAAUAGACGAAUGCUGCUUCGUGCUGCAGCAAAUGUUUCAGCUGUCUGCUCAGCCCCAGCCCCUAAAGGCCUUCGUCACCCGCUGGGAUGAAGAUCCACUGUUCAGAUGCGCAUACGGAUAUCCUUCCAAGUAUGUGGAGGCAGAUGAGCAAAGACAAAUGGCGCUCCCUCUCCCCUGGUGUCCGCGGCCCGCUACGAUCGCCGCAGCAAACCCCCCCAUUCUGCAGCAGGUGCUCCAGCUUAUGCAGCAGCAGCAACAACAGCAGCGGCAGCAACAGCGAGCUAAAACGCACGCUGUUCAAGCUGGAGCAAGUGAAGCGCGCCCGAAAGGAAACCCGCAGCUGCAUGCAGGCGAUGCUGCAUCUCCCGCAGAGCCCCCAGGAGCCCAGCUACCAUUAGCAGCACCAGCAGCACGAGUACCAGCAGCAGCAAUAUCACCAGCAGCAGCAGCAUCACCAGAAGCUGCUGCAUCACCAGCAACAGCAGCAGGAGGAGGAGCAGCAGUGACGUUUGAAGGGUGUCUCAGCGAUGCCCGCAUUUUCUUUUGCGGGGAGCACACAUCAGACUUCGGCCAGCAGUGCGUCCAUGGGGCGAUGCAUUCGGGCGUACGUGCAGCUGCAGAAUGUCUUGCUUCUCUGUUUGGGAUCGACGUGCUGCCGUGGACACGCAACAACUGGGGGGAGCAGCAGAACCCUGUUGCUGCUGAUGCCGCUGCUGCUGCUGAUUCUGCGCCAGAAGCUACUCCGGGAGACGCACGACACCAAGACGCCGCAGAUCCUGUAAAGCAAAACGGUCAGCAGCCCGUCGCUGACCUCUAUUCAGGCGCAGGCCGUGAGGAUUCCUGCGGGGUUUCCACGAAAGCAGCAGCAGCAACAGCAGCUGCAAAGACAGACGUGUGGCACAGCUGGUGGUACAGCAACGACCCUUCUUAUUGUUGGGGCCCAUUCCCCAAGGAGGCGCAUAACCCUCCCUUUGAUACCGCUUUAGAGUGCCCCGUGUCCAGGGAGCAGCGGCAGCAGCUGCUACUGCAGAUGUUGCUUAACAUGCAGCAGCAGCAGCAGCAACCGCAGCAGCAGAAGCAACAGCAACCGGAGCAGGAGCAGUAG
Messenger RNA from Eimeria acervulina, 6480 nucleotides. RefSeq lists its product as hypothetical. Gene Ontology annotation, molecular function: oxidoreductase activity. The record is from RefSeq and is a predicted model, not a curated record. The transcript has 4 exons. Bases 1 to 6480 code for a protein of 2159 amino acids. Lineage: Eukaryota; Apicomplexa; Conoidasida; Eucoccidiorida; Eimeriidae.